AUGGGAUUGAAACACAGGUUUAGAUUGUCAGACAUGAUCCCAAAUGCAUGGUUUUACAAGCUCAAAGACAUGAGCAAAUCCAUCCCCACAACCACACACCAUUCCUCCAAUCACAAGAAGAAAAGGCCCCCUAAUUCCACAGUAGCAGCAGCAGCCACAAGGGCUCCACAGCAGCCAAGGUACUCCUCCUACUUGUCAGGGAAACCGGGCAGAGCUACCAACAACCAUCAUCAUUAUCAGCAUCACAAGCUGUACAAUUCACCUGUGAACCAGAAGGCAUCAGACACUCAGUUUCCUGAUCCACCUAGGAGAAGCAGCAGGAGGAGGAAGGCUGUCUACAAACCUUCUCCUAAGCUGCUCUCCUCCUCUUCUUCAUCGUCCGUUUGCAGCAAAUGCCGUGACAACAACAGUAAUAACCCCACUCUGCUCCAUUCCCCUGGCUACUCCACCUCUCCAUUUGAGUCCUCCCCUGACUUCUGCGGCUCUAUUCUAACCGAAUCCGAAGAUGAAGAUGAUGAUCUCGCCUCGUCUUUCGCCCGACCUCCUAGGUCAUUUGACGAUCAGGUGGUUUCAGCUGCAUGGUCUACAUCAUGUCACUCAUGUAAGCUCAGCUCCUCCACGGCUGACAUCAUCAUCGAUGUGAAUAGGCAUUCACUUGAAAGGAACAACAUCAACAAGGUUGGUAUUCAUGAGCUGGAGAAGCUUCCUCCCAUUGUUACAAAGCCAUCUAGAAUGGAUCAUGUGAAAGCACAAAGGUCUGUUUCUGAUCAAAAGAAAAGGACCAAGUCUAGUCCUUCUCCGCGAAAAUCCACAUCGAAUAAGAAGUACUCUGCCACGGGGAUAAGGCUGAAGGCCAACUCGCCGAGGAGGCUUGCAAGCAGGAAAGUUCAGGGCAGUAGGAAGAGUACUGCUGUCACAUCAUGCUUAUCAGCAGCAGCAGCAGGGAACAGGAUUGGAGAGAGCUUUGCAGUGGUGAAGAAGUCGGUUGAUCCGGAGAGAGACUUCAUGGAAUCCAUGGUGGAAAUGAUAGUGGAGAAUGGAAUCAGGGGUUCAAGGGAGCUUGAGGAUCUUCUUGCUUGUUACCUCUCCCUCAAUUCAACCAAGUACCAUGAUGUUAUAGUCAGGGCAUUUGAACAAAUCUGGUUUCACAUGUCUUAA
Linum tenue is the source of this 1158-nucleotide messenger RNA. The record is from the annotation of a GenBank genome assembly. NCBI's taxonomy places the organism in Eukaryota, Viridiplantae, Streptophyta, Magnoliopsida, Malpighiales, Linaceae.